AUGCUGGUAUGGUCAUGGCUGUUACUGGUUGUCUAUGCCCUGAUCGGGGAUGCAACAGCCGCCGCUGUCCCCCCUUCACCUCCUAUAAUCGCCGAUGAGGGUCUACGAAAUGCAAACCACAUUUUCAAUGCAAUACAUUCGUCCAUGCGACAGUGGGGCUCUUCACUGAAUCAUAAUGGCAUGUCUUUGUUUUUGGCUCAAGUCCCUGCAGGCACGCAGUUCUAUCAUGGCACAGGCCGUGCUGAGCCGGUUCGGGGCAUGGAGUGGUUGGCCUUUGAGCCGGAACAUGCCGUGAAUUUUGCUAGGAGUUUUGGGGGGAAGGCUGGCGGAACACCUUUUGGAAGAACGAGAUAUGAUGGGACGGAGGGGAGACAUUCUCGCGCUUCGUCUGAAGAAGAACACGGCGAUUCGAUUGCUUCUUCGGCAGAGAGACGGGUCGAGUCUCCCUCUUCUCCAAUAGACCGUCCACUCGACUCUCGUCUCGUUCCUGCAGACACUCAAGUCGCACACCUCCCUCACCGAGACAUCCAACACCCCUUCAGGGCAAACCCUGACCAUGAACCAGAACCACCCAGGAGAAGGCCUCGUCCAACAAUGCCUGGCUGGCUGCACACCUACAAAACCAAGACUGAUUUACCGCUGCUAUACAUUGACGGCAUGUCCGCCGGCAAAUGCGACAAAGGCACCCUCGACACUCAAGACAUUCUGCUCUUGAAUGCCACAAACGAAAGCGAUGGCGUCUUUUGGGAAUACGAGCGCGCUGAACGACUAUGCCACAUGGCCAGCGAAACAUGGAACGGCAAGAUCAAAGGCUUCAUUCGCAUGGAGUCCGGGUUCGAAGUCAUCUUGUGCUCCUUCGCCGAGGAUCUGGAUUUCAUUCAGGCUGUCAGGGCGGGCCCCUUCGCUGGCGGAAAGGACAGUUCAGAUCCAGACGAUGAAUCCCCUCCCCGAUGGCACUUGUCGGAUUGGAUCCGGGCAAUCACAGCACGCUACGAUGGAAUCGGCGGAGGACGAGUCAAACUGGAUUACGACAACUUCGUCACUGCCUAUGAUUACAACCUGGAACUUUUCACACAGAACGACGGUCUGCCUAGACUCGGAAACGCGUCCGUCGGUGUCCUAGAAAAGAUCCGUGGAGAUGUGGACGCCAUGGUCCACAACUGGGAUCCCUCUCUAGCAUUUCCUUCGGUUGACUGGCAGAACAUCGCAGAUAUGGUUGUGGAACGAUACGCCAAACAGCUGAAAUAUCUGGUGUCCGGCGCAUUCACGACUUCCCAGCAACUAUCUGAUGAAUUGAGUUCGUUCCUCCGCGUCUUUGUCGACUCGGAUGCACGCAACACGACUGCUGAAGUUGGUAGGUGUGCGACACAGUUCAUUCCUCACAGCGGAGAGCUCGAAACAGUUUCAACAAGAUCCAUUCGAUCUGUCACGACGGCUAUCUGUUCGACUCUGUUUGCCGCUCUGGACGCCAAGUCAUCUUUCACAGACUCCGUGAGCAGUCUACACUCUUUGAUCGAGUAUCUGGACUGGACAGUGUGGAAGAGAUGUCCUGAGUGUCCACUCGGUCAAGUGUGCUUUAUUCCGAUCUGGCCAUUCGGUGCUGUUGAGGAUCGUGAUAAUCCGCAGUGUCGCAAUCUCACUGACUUGGAUGGUCGGAUGGGAUAUUGGGCUGGGUUUGGACCGGGACAUCCUCCUCAUAAUCGUUCAGGGACGGAUGCAUAG
This is a messenger RNA of Capronia coronata CBS 617.96, 1722 nucleotides long. RefSeq lists its product as uncharacterized. Lineage: Eukaryota; Fungi; Ascomycota; Eurotiomycetes; Chaetothyriales; Herpotrichiellaceae. Bases 1 to 1722 code for a protein of 573 amino acids. The transcript has a single exon. The record is from RefSeq and is a predicted model, not a curated record.